AUGUUUGACCAUCAAGCGCCGUGGAUUAUGGUUGGCGAAACAUCCGAAACCGUUUCCAUUUUGGAACGGGAGUGCCUGGCACAGGAUCAUGCUGGCUCAGUUCGCAUAGCCGACGCCGAAAGCAAAGCAGCAGAGAUCAAGCUGGAGAAGAACUCGCUGAUCCGGGCACUUCCGGCCGAGAGGGAACGACACCUACUCCAACUUUGUCAGCGCCGACGGGAGUUGGAGCUCGAGGUUCACGCGCAAGUCUACGAUGCUGAGCAGACAGCGCUGUCAGAGGAGCAAAGUCUCGCGAUGGUGCAAAAAGCAUUGUCUGACGCCAAAGCACUACACUCCAUGAUGCAGCGCCAGGUUGCAGACUUCUCCGCUCAUGCCAAAGACCUGAGCUGGCAACUUGAGCAGCGAGUGCGCGAGGCAGAACAUUCUGGAAGCUUCUUGGCUGACAGAGUCCGAUCUGACGGAGACUGUCGAAAGCAAUCUGCAGAGGACUUCGCCAAAGACGAAGGAUCUCGCAUUGCCGCCAUUGCGGCCUUGCCGCAGCUGGCUUCACUCAAGUGA
Molecule: messenger RNA, 558 nt
Organism: Symbiodinium sp. CCMP2592
Lineage: Eukaryota; Dinophyceae; Suessiales; Symbiodiniaceae
Source: the annotation of a GenBank genome assembly